GUAUUCAGGCCCAUCUCUUUCAUUUGGGGUUUCAAAGGGAGUUAUGGUUUGUUUUGACACCGAUGUUAUGUUGAUGCAACCGAUCGUUCUGCACCAACCUGCUGGGUUUUAGUCUAAGGCGGCGGGGGCGGUAAUAAGAAAAGCGGUGUGUGUAAGGACGACACCAAACUCCCAUCAGUUUCGAUGAAAACCGAGACGGUCUCCCAGUAAACAUAUUGGAAAUAAAUCUCAUUAAAUAUAAGUGAGAUUUCUUCCGAAUUAAAAAAAAAAUCUGAGAAAGAGAGUCCGGCAACCGGGGAGAGGCCACAGAGCAACAGCGGGGAGAUAGCAAUGCAGGUCAAUUACGUAGACUUUCAUUCAAGGCGCUUCUUGGGGUUUUGCUUCUGUUUACGGAGUUUCGGACGCCAACUCGCAGCGCCAUUGCCGGAAGAAGUCCUGGGGCUCCUGACAGUGACGGGUGUCAUAUGACCCAAGGAAAGAUGGCCGAAGACGGGCAGAGCGGCGAGGAACUUGCGGCUGGAUCGAGAGAAGAUUUUGAAGUCGUUGAUUGCGCCCAGAUCCCCAGCCCCUCUGAGCUGAAAAGCGAUGGCAAAGAGAGGGGGAGUCCAGAUGCCAGCUGGUCCGCUCCCAUCUUGUCCCUGGCCAAGAAAGCCUCGGAAAACUUAGCAGUGAGCUACGGAAACGCUCUGAAGUCUGCAGCUUCGGUAGGACUCAUUCCCAAACCACUCAGCAAUGACAGCUCAGCAAAACAAACCAGAUCCCACACAAUGGAAGAGCGUUCCAAUCUUGUGAAUAUGAUGAAGUUGAGUAUUAAAAUCUUAAUCCAGUCAGCUUUGAGUUUGGGAAGGACUCUUGAUUCUGACUUCCCUCCUCUGCAGCAGUUCUUUAUUGUUUUGGAACAUUGCCUCAAGCAUGGACUUAAAGCUAAGAAGAGUUUUAUUGGCCAGAACAAAUCAUUUUUUGGGCCUUUAGAAUUAGUGGAGAAACUUUGUCCAGAGGCAUCAGAUUUAGCAACAAGUGUCAGAAAUCUGCCAGAAUUAAAGACUCCAAUAGGAAGAGGCAGAGCUUGGCUUUAUCUUGCCAUGAUGCAAAAGAAACUGGCAGACUACUUGAAAGUACUCUUGGAUCACAAGUGUCUCUUGAGUGAAUAUUACGAGCCUGAUGCCUUGAUGAUGGAAGAAGAAGGAGCUGUGAUUGUGGGCCUUUUAGUGGGACUAAAUGUCAUUGAUGCAAAUCUCUGUUUAAAAGGAGAAGACUUGGAUUCCCAGGUAGCUGUGAUUGAUUUUUCUCUGUACCUUAAGGAUACACAGUGCAUUGAUAACGACAAAGGAGAUGAAGGAAUUACUGCUGUGCUUGACCAGAAACAUUAUGUAGAAGAACUUAAUCGACAUUUAAGUUGCACUGUUGGAGAUCUUCAGAGCAAGAUAGAGUGUUUAGAGAAAACAAAUUCCAAGCUCCAGGAAGAGCUAUCGGCAGCAACAGAUCGAAUCAAAGCUCUUCAGGAAGAACAACAGGACUUGAAACAGGAAAAUGAAUUAAUUCGUGAACGCAGUGAAAAGUAUGCUGAGGUAACUAAACUGGACACCAAAGUGGAACUGGAAACCUAUAAACAAUCACGACAAGGUCUAGAUGAAAUGUACAGUGAUGUCUGGAAGCAAUUAAAAGAGGAGAAAAGAAUUCGAAAGGAGUUGGAAAAAGAAUUGGAGCUUCAGACUGCAAUGAAAACAGAGAUGGAAAUUGCCAUGAAACUUCUAGAGAAAGAUACACAUGAAAAACAAGAUACCUUGGUUGCACUUCGCCAGCAGUUGGAGGAAGUUAAGGCUAUCAAUUUGCAGAUGUUCAAUAAAUCUCAGACUGCAGAGAGUUCUUUACAACAGAAAAAAGAAGCAAUAUCAUCCUUUGAAGGCAAAACAGAUCAAAUUAUGUCUUCUGUGAAAAAAUUGGAGGACAGACUGCAGAAUGCAGACAAAGCCAAGAAGCUUGCAGAAGAGAAAAAUGUCAAAUUGAAACAAGAAUUGGGAGGCAAAAUUGAAACUCUGAAGCAGCAAUUACUCCAACUGGAUAGCAACUGUUCAGUUAUUGAGAGAGAGUUAAAAACUGAGAAAGAACAGCGACAGAGUCUGCAGAGAGAGUUACACCAUGAGAAAGACACUACAGCUUUGCUGAAAGCUGAACUGCAGCAAGUAGAAGGUUUGAAAAAAGAAUUGCGAAAACUGCAGGAAGAGAAGCAGCAGCUAGAAAAGAUCUGUGAAGAACAAGAACAAGCCCUUCAAGAAAUGGGGCUUCAUCUAAGCCAAUCAAAACUUAAGAUGGAAGAUAUUAAAGAAGUAAAUAAAGCAUUAAAGGGCCAUGCAUGGCUAAAAGAUGAUGAAGCAACCAGCUGUAAGCAGUGUGAGAAAGAGUUCUCCAUUUCAAGAAGAAAGCACCAUUGUCGAAACUGCGGCCAUAUCUUUUGUAACACCUGUUCAAGCAAUGAACUUGCACUUCCAUCAUAUCCAAAGCCUGUACGAGUUUGUGAUACCUGCCAUACGUUACUGCUUCAGAGGUGUUCAUCAAAUUCUUCCUAAAAUCUAUAUUCCAGAAUGUUAAGACCAGGGAAUGAACCGAACAUGAAAUAUUUUUUAAUAUUCUAAACUCCAUUAACAUAUAUGGCACCGUGUAUUAUAUUCAAACAAGAAAAGAUUUUAUUUAUAAAAAUGGGAUACCAAAAUCAUGGAAACUAUUUUUUAUAGAUUAAGUGCCAGCAAAAUGUCAUAUUCAAAAAUACACUAUUUCAGAUGCACACACUUGUUAUUUUUAAGCUAAAAAAUCUAUUGUUUGAAUGUUAACUUUAUACUUCACAUUUAGAGAUUUGCUCUAAAACAAAUUAAUUUUCUGAACACUUCAUGGAUCUAUCUUCUGUAACAGUUCACUAAAAUUUCUGCUGAUCUGUAUAUAAUAAAUGAAAAUGUUAUCUUAAAAGUUAAAUCUAUGGAAGCAUUUUUAAAGAAUGUAUGCUUGGAUGUGCCUUCUAAAUCUUUCAAAAGUGAACAGAAUAACAUACUGUAAGUUAUGUGAUUACGCAAUAAAGUUGAUCCAUACUUGGUACAUGUUCCUUAAUGUAUUCAUCACUAAAUUUCCUUUUUUGUUAUUAAAUUAUCAAAGUACUGCACUUUUAAGGUGUGUUAUCUGUGAUGGACUUCAAAAGGUAUACUACAGAAAUUAAUGGAUCUAUCCUUCCAGGGUUUCCAUAGAAAUACAGUUUUUUAAUUAUCAAAAUUGGGACAGAAUUAUCUGUUUGUAAAUGAGUUGCACUUGAUUGCCAGUCAGUGGCAAUCUGAAUCACUGGCCAACUGAAUCAUUUGGUUGUUAAGCUAUUUUAGCUUCCUCCAUUGAUAUUGUUUGUCUGGGAAGGUUGCAAAUUGUGAUCAUGUGACACCCCCAUCCACCCCCGAUGCUGCAACCAUUGUAAAUGUAUGUCUAUCAAGCACCCAAAUUUCGAUCGUGACUGCAGAGAUGCUGCAACAAUCAGUCACUUUUUCAGUACUAUUAUAACUUUGAAUUCAUUUUUUUACAAUUAGGCAGGAAUUACAUAGCUUUACCCUGCAAAGUAUUAAAAGCUGCACAAACCACAUAUGGUAAAUGUUGUCAUGUCUUUUGUAGCUUGGAGACAUAGAAAAGACUGACUAUGAAAUGAACAUCCUGAAAAAGCAAGCAGUUGAGUCUUCAAUUACUAAUUUGCAUCUGUUAGACGGAAAUCAGUCUUUAAAGGCAUAAAGUUAAGCAUCAUUAAAACAUGGUUGCCUGUAUGUUGUACUAGUCCAGGGGUGUCAAACCCAUGGCCUCACGUCACGUGACAUAUUGCGACUUUGCCCUUUGCUAGACCAGCGUGGCCAGCGCAUCUGACCCAUGGGCCGUGAAUUUGACACCCCUGUACUAGUCUAAUAGAAUAUGGAUAGCGAGGGCUCAGUGUAAAGAAAAUUUUAAUUUAAGUUGGAAUAAUUAAAUAUUAAUAAUCACAAUGAAGCCAUCAGCUAAGUGGCUAUGUCAACCUGAAUCAAGUUGGAAAAAACAGGAAAUGCAUUUUGCUUGAAAUGAAAUAAAACAAUGAGAAUAAAAAAAUAGAAGCAUGUUUGAAAUUCAGUAAGGCAAAAAGAUAAAUUUAAAUGGUUGAAGCAAUAACAUGGUUCAGAGGAAAGGUUGGACAAGGAAGAAACAGAAUUAAAAAAUGAUGGUAUAGAAAGAACCACAACGUGAACAGGAAAUGUAAAAUAAAUUUCAUUACUAAGAGACAAACUGGAAUUCCUUCCUCAGAUACAGUAUACAUGUAACAUAUUGGAGAUAAAGUAUCAGUGACUAAUGGCCUUCAAGCAAUUACAAGGCUUUUUCAGGCACACCCAGUUCAGGCUUUGGUAUUUCGUUCAGCAGUCAAACAAAUCUGAUUUAGAUGACCUCUGUUGAGUAUGCUUGAGAUGCAAUGAGUAAGUCUAAACUCUAGCAUGUGUUAAAACCCAAUGCCCAAAUAAUAGUAUUCCUUAGCUCAAUCGUGCAUGUUACUUAACAAAGGUUCUCAAUGCACCCACCCACAACUCUUUUGUAAAUCACUGAAUAUUACAACUACCAUUUGUAUAUUGCUGAAAUUAAUAAAACUAGAAAAAUCCCGUUCAGAUUUAUCAGACAUUGUUUUAACAGAUAGCCAUUCCUUUCCCCAUCCCCCAACAUUUAAUACACUGUACUGAUAGUCCUUGCUUACUUAACAUAAUUGGGACCAGGAACUCUUGACAUCAAAUGAAUGCAAUUGUAAAGUACGUUAUCACAUAACCAUGUCAAUUUAUGUUUAUUCUAGGAGCUCCAGAUGCCAUUAGGCUAAUCCCAAAGUCCCAGCUUUCCAAGGUCAUUUGAUCCCCAGACAUUGCUUGUCAGAAGCAGCAAUGAAUGAAGAUCACAAUAGUGAUCACAUGAUUGUACUUAUACAAUGGCCAUAAGUACAAGGACCGGUCUUAAAUGUUCAUUCAGCACCACCAGAACUCUGAACAGCUGGUGAAUGAGCAAAUGUUAAAUGAGUACCCGUACAUGUAUUUCACAACCUGUGGGGACACCUUAUGAAAUAUUUAUGAAGCCUUAUGAAAUAUUUAUAUUUCAAAAUAUGUUAAAAGUUCUGUGGACUAUUUUUUUAACAGUUUGCAUCAAGUGGAAUGAUCUAUGCACUAAUGUUUUAUACAUCUCCUACUUUAAAACAGCACAGUAUUCAUGUAUUUUGGUACUCUUAAAUGUCAAUCUAAAAAAAUACUAUGUGGGCAAAAAUAUUUUACAAAUUAUAAUCACUAUCUGCUUUCUAAGCUAUUCAAAACUAUUUCAUAAACACAGAAUAUUUCCUAUUGAUAAUCAGUAUACAAUUAUUGUUCUAGUAAUAUUUACUUUUCUAUGCAAUUUCAUUUUAACUGCCAUUUAUGACUAACUUGGCUAUAAUAAUUUCUAAUGUGCAAGAAUUGUUGCCAGGAAAUAUAAUGCUCAUUUAAAUCAAGAGAUGUUCCCAGUUUUUAAAAGGAAGUUUUAUUUGAACAAGUUUCACUUAGCGCAAUACACCUAAAAAUAAAUCACAACACAAUAAAAGAUUAAACCAAGGUCUCAGAUGUCAUCUGAACACUAAGACCAAAAUCCUAAAGGUAAGCUGUAUUGCACCUCACAUUUCCCUAUUAACUUAAAAAGCGUAAAUGUGCCUUACGAGAUAUUAAAAGAAAAAACUAGAACUAACAUGCCAAAGGUUCACUUGAAUUUCCAACACAGCUCCUAUAACUUGUUUGUACAAAAAGCAUGUUCCUGAACAUGCACUGAAAAGUGUUUGGUGUUAU
Molecule: messenger RNA, 5831 nt
Organism: Thamnophis elegans (Western terrestrial garter snake)
Lineage: Eukaryota; Metazoa; Chordata; Lepidosauria; Squamata; Natricidae
Gene: RUFY1
Product: RUN and FYVE domain containing 1
Exons: 18
Coding region: 465-2567 (700 amino acids)
Biological process (GO): protein transport; regulation of endocytosis
Cellular component (GO): cytoplasm
Molecular function (GO): metal ion binding
Source: RefSeq, a predicted model, not a curated record